This is a messenger RNA of Hibiscus syriacus, 999 nucleotides long. Its product is annotated as U4/U6.U5 small nuclear ribonucleoprotein 27 kDa protein-like. The transcript has 2 exons. Lineage: Eukaryota; Viridiplantae; Streptophyta; Magnoliopsida; Malvales; Malvaceae. Bases 105 to 710 code for a protein of 201 amino acids. Gene Ontology annotation, cellular component: precatalytic spliceosome. Gene Ontology annotation, biological process: RNA splicing. The record is from RefSeq and is a predicted model, not a curated record.
AGGGUUUUGGCCGUGGAGAAUUUAUAAAAUCACAGUUCCAGUUUUCCUUAGUCCCUUUGCUCACCGUGCGCCUUCUCUUCCGUGUACCCCCGCUAUCCUCCGCAAUGUCAGGCCGCGACAGGCAACAAGAGAGGGACCACGACAGAGAACGCAGACGCGACAGAGAUAUUCGCGACAGCGACCUAGAGCGAGACAGAGACAGGAAACGGACGCGCAGCAAGAGAUCUCGCACUCCGGAGCGCAUCCGAUCUCGUCACACGCGCUCUUCUACACGUUCCCCUGACCGUGAGCGGUACCGUUCACGCUCCCGUUCUCGUACGCGCUCUCCGGAACGCUCCUCCCACCGUCAUCCCCGGCACCAGCACCGAACACCAUCAGCUGAGCCCCCUAGGAAACGUCACCGCCACCAAAGCGAGGAAAGGGAGAAAGAUAGGCAAAAGGCAGUGUCGGAUUUUGUGGAUGAGAUUGCUAAAGAGCAACAGCAAAAGAAAGGGAACCUUAAUAAUGAGAAUGGGGAUGCACGAGAGGAGGAUGAGAUGGAGAUGAUGAAGAAGUUUGGGAUUCCUGUUGGUUUUGAUUCCACCAAAGGGAAACAUGUACCUGGAGCUGAUGUCAGUGGAGUUAGGGCUGUGACUAAGCGGCAGCCCAGGCAGUAUAUGAAUCGAAGAGGCGGGUUUAAUCGACCCUUGCCUGCUGAGCGCAACCGCUAGAAUUGAUUAAUGGAUGAAAGCAUUCUCAAGGUACUCAUGCUGGACAUAUAUCUCUGAUGUCUCAAAAUGGAUGAGACCUUGACCCAGCAAAUUGUGGAAAAACUUUAGAAAUUUCAGAUGCACAUGUAUUGGACGCAUAUCCAUAUUCAACUCACUCUUGCGUCUUAGCAAAACGGCUCAUGAAUGCUUUUUCAGUCUGAGCUAGCAGCCAAGCUCCUAGACAAAUAUCAUCUUGAAUGUGUUUCUUUUUGUAAACUUAUCAUCUUGAAUACUCUAUAACUUUGAGUAA